UACGAGAUAGUGUAUUUCAAAAACCUCACCACUGCAAAAGAUUACACUUUUCAUUUCAUUCAAGUGGACAUUCAUUCCAACAACAAUAAAGACGAGAUUGCCCUCAAGGCUGCGAGAGAACUUGCCAAGACAGAUGCAGAUGUUAUUCUCCUUUACGUGGAUCAGGGGACGUUCUUGCUAAACACAGGAGUCUGCUAUCAGAGCAAGGUACAAGUCUGGAUUAUACAAGAUUGGGUACCAAAGAAUAUAACAGCCAACGAAAACCACAUGGUUGUCACGCUCAGCAUUCCCUCUUCGACAAGAAACGUUCCAUGGGGAGAAAAUACGAGCCAUCAUCUAUUUGACGACGAAACCUCAAACCUCGUUUAUGAAGCAAUUGAUUUGGUUGCCAUGGCACUGGUAAACGCCAAAAGAAAUGGUUYCUGGUUGCUUGGAAACGAUAUUGUWACCUUAAAUUCCAAUCGACAUGCCCUUUACAGCUACAUCACAAAGGGUUCUGAAGGCGUGACAUUUGACAAAAGCGGAAAUCGUUUGGUGGAAAAGCUCAUAAUUAGAAACUUAGUAAACGACUCAUUAGUUGAGAUUGGUUCGUGGACAAAAGCAACUAACAGUGUAAAAUUCAACAAGAGUAUCAGUGUCAACAAAGAGGCUCAAACGGUUACAAAGGGACUACAAGGCAAAAAGCUUACUGUAGUUGUCGUGCCGAAUCCACCCUAUGUAAUUAGGCCUCGGGCCGGAGAUGACCACUACCACGGACUCUGUGGUGAUCUUAUCGAACGGAUUGCCGCUGACGAGAAGUUCACUUACGAAAUCUUCGAGCAGCCUGAUAGGAAAUAUGGAACAGAAUAUAAUGGAACAUGGGACGGGAUGAUUGGAAGUCUUAUUGAURGGAAAGCUGAUAUGAUUGUCGGUGACCUAACAAGAACCACAUUACGAGAGCAGAUUGUCGGCAUGACAGUGGGUUACAUGUUCUACACGGAUAAGAUUAUCAUUAGCAAACGAAGCGAGAUCGAAGUCAAUGAUUUUCUUCAAUUCAUGUCUCCAAUGUCUGUUGAGGUUUGGGUGAUGGCAAUCGUUACCUUGGUGGUGGUCACUAUUUCCAUGUACGUGAUAAACUACUUCAGUCCAUAUGGCAUGAAAAACAACCAAGGAACGAAAACGUCUGAGGAAUUUAGUCUCAUCAAUUGUCUUUGGUUUUCUUUUUGCUGUACGCUUCAACAGGGUCCAGAUCAUUCGCCUAAAUCCGUAUCAGGUAGAGUUCUGGCUGGUUUCUUCUGGUUCACUAUCAUGGUGUGGGUUGCCACCUACACUGCAAACCUAGUUGCGUUCUUCACCGUAAAAACCGUCAUCUUCCCAGUGAGAAACCUCCAAACCGCCAUUGAUUCGAAAUACAAAUUUGGUGUCGUGGAACAUUCUUUGAUUCAUAARUUGUUUCACUAUACUAAGUACGAACUUUACGAACGAGCGCUGGCGCGCAUGACUGACCUACCUAAGAAUGACAGCCAAGCGUUGGAAUGGGUACGAAAAGGAGACUAUCUCCACCUGUCCGAGGGUCCUUUUGCCGAUUUCAUCACUCAUCAACAACCAUGUGACUUGAAAGCAGUAAGCGGUUUGGAGACUCCCAGGGCGUUUGUCUUCGCUCUAAGACUCAAUGACCCUCACGUAGAGGACAUAUCACUUGCAAUACUACGCCUGCGCGAGAAUGGRUAUGUCACGUACCUCAUGGAUAAGUAUGUCAAAGGGACCAGUCAAUGCCCUGAAGCACAAGUAUCACAAAUAAGCAGCACAGAAAGCAUUCAGCUUCAUAGUAUUGUAGGAGUAUUCAUGGUGCUUGGGGCUGGCUGUGUAGUGUCAUUUCUAGCUCUCUGUCUGGAGAUAUUCUGGCACCACAAACAAAGCAACAAAGUCGAUGGUUUCACGCAAAGAAAAACAAGUUCAGAUUCGACAACUUAGUUGAUGUUUUCAAGGACUGUCCCUGCAUUUCAAUGCAAUGUAAAUUUUAUACCUGUUAUUUAUAAGAAAUAACAAUAGGCGAUUUGCAUUAUGGCGUCAUUUACUWCAACUACCAGAAUGCUUUGCCCACUUUCUUUUGUAAUGCAUUUAGUGCCAAUUGUUUUACUAAUCGCUAAGGGGAUUAAAAAUCUGAAWAACAAAGMAAAUGYGCAAGGCUUUCUDGUAGUUGUAGUAAAGUUACGCCAUCAUGCAAAUGGCCUAUUAAGGWUUCACCCACCCUAGUACCCAGGUGCGUGUUUCUGUUAACCGCGAGUGGGUACUGGGACGAAGGGUUAAGAAGAGGAAGAAGUCAUACUGAAGCAUAUCGAAAAACUGAGAAAUGGAAAAWUCCUGGGUACUAUAUACUGGAUUUACUGGAUUUUUCGUCAUCUCAAGUGUUGCUGUCUGUAAAAUCGUACAAUCUWAAGUCCUGUGGUUAUCGUUCGUUUUCUGUUGCUGMUMCCAUAUUAUGGAACUCUCUACCUGCCGCUAUUAGAAAUAUUACUGACAUUAACUCUUUUAAAUCCUGCCUUAAAACUUAUUUUUUCAAACUUGCCUUUAAUUUGUACAUUUUAAUUAUAACCUGUAAUUUUUUAUCUGUAUUUUUUUUCCCUCUCAGCUCUUAGAUCUGAGCUGCUGUAUAAGCGCUUUAAAAAUUAACAUUAUCAUUAUUAUUAUUACGAAAGAUUGAAACGUGUGUUCUAUCCUAUUGACGUAUAGAUAGCUCUUGCAUGUUGUACUCGUUUUUAAUAAACUGAU
Molecule: messenger RNA, 2751 nt
Organism: Exaiptasia diaphana
Lineage: Eukaryota; Metazoa; Cnidaria; Anthozoa; Actiniaria; Aiptasiidae
Product: glutamate receptor ionotropic, kainate 2
Exons: 12
Coding region: 268-1953 (561 amino acids)
Biological process (GO): synaptic transmission, glutamatergic; modulation of chemical synaptic transmission; monoatomic ion transport
Cellular component (GO): postsynaptic membrane; plasma membrane
Molecular function (GO): transmitter-gated monoatomic ion channel activity involved in regulation of postsynaptic membrane potential; glutamate-gated receptor activity
Source: RefSeq, a predicted model, not a curated record